AUGUCGUCAGGUACUCUAUACGCCAGUUUCAGAAUCAGAUCCGUCGUUCCCAGGGCUCUUGUGAACCAUUUCAAAUUGGAUGUCACCAUCGUUGACCCUACCAAGUCUGGGGAACAGUUUGCUAAGGACUUCCCCUUGAAGAAAGUGCCAGCUUUCGUUGGUGCCAAGGGGUACAAGUUGACCGAGUUGAUGGCCGUCAACUACUACCUGUUGAACAUGGUUCAAGACACCGCUGCUGUCGAGAGAUUGACAGGGAAGAACGCAGAGGAGAAGGCUCAAAUCAUCAGAUGGGAGUCUCUGUCAAACUCUGACUUGAUUUCCCAGAUCGUCGCCGCUUUCCUCCCAUUGAAGGGUGAUGCUCCUUACAACAAGAAGGCCGUUGACACCGCUUUGGAAACCAUCGACAAGAUCGCAGCCAUCUACGAGACUAGAUUGACCGACUACACUUUCUUGGCCACUGAAAACAUCUCUCUGGCCGAUUUGGUCUCCGCCUGUCUGUUCACCAGAGGGUUCAACUACUUGUUCGGCAAGCAGUGGAGAGCUGACCACCCAGCAAUCGUUAGAUGGUACAAGACCGUCAUUGACAGCGAGAUCAUGAAACCAGAGUUCACUGACUUCAAAUUCAUCGAUGAGCCAUUGGCCCCACCACAGAAGAAGAAGGAGAAGAAGCCUGCCCAGGAGCCAAAGAAGAAGCAGGAGAAGCCAGCACAGGCCGCAGAGGCCGCGCCAGCCGCCGAGAAGAAGCCAAAGCACCCAUUGGAACUUUUGGGUAAAUCCGCUUUCUCCCUUGACGAAUGGAAGAGAACGUACUCUAACGAGGACACCAGACCAGUGGCCCUUCCAUGGUUCUGGGAACACUACAACCCAGAGGAGUGGUCCCUGUGGAGAGUCGACUACAAGUACAACGACGAGUUGACUUUGACCUUCAUGUCCAACAAUUUGAUCGGUGGGUUCUUCAACAGAUUGUCCGCUUCCACAAAGUACAUGUUCGGUUCCCUAGUCGUCUACGGUGAAAACAACAACAACGGUAUCAUCGGUGCCAUUCUUAUCAGAGGCCAGGACUACGUUCCAGCCUUCGAUGUUGCCCCAGACUGGGAAUCUUACGCCUACACCAAGUUGGACGCCACCAAGGACGAGGACAGAGAGUUCGUCAACAACAUGUGGGCCUGGGACAAGCCUGUUAUCGUCAACGGUGAACCAAGAGAAAUCGCCGACGGUAAAGUCUUGAAAUAA
Huiozyma naganishii CBS 8797 is the source of this 1233-nucleotide messenger RNA. It is a transcript of the gene CAM1, whose product is annotated as translation elongation factor EF1B gamma. NCBI's taxonomy places the organism in Eukaryota, Fungi, Ascomycota, Saccharomycetes, Saccharomycetales, Saccharomycetaceae. Bases 1 to 1233 code for a protein of 410 amino acids. The record is from RefSeq and is a predicted model, not a curated record. Gene Ontology annotation, molecular function: translation elongation factor activity. The transcript has a single exon. Gene Ontology annotation, biological process: translational elongation. Gene Ontology annotation, cellular component: cytoplasm; nucleus.